AUGUCACGACAGUGCUUUUUACGGUGUUUAUUAGAUUCGCAUGCGCCUAUAACAUUACCUCAUGAUAUUGAAGUAUUUGUAGGUCGAAGUAAGAUUACUAAGAUUAAAGACCAAUCUUGUUCUCGCCAGCAAAUUAGUCUAAAAGCCGAUUGUGAAGAAUGUCUGGUUAAUGUUAAACCUAUGGGAAUUAAUCCUUCUGGAUUAGAUGGAUUUGCUUUAAAAAGAAAUGGUGAAUAUAAAGUGAAACAUGGAAGUAGGAUUGAAAUUUUGCUAAAUAAUUACAUCCACGUUAUAGAAUUCGAUCCACCUCCUGAUGACUAUGACAAACCCAAACAAAUGAAGAGAAAACUGGAAGAAGAAAAAUUAGAUUCUUCACCAAGAAAAAAAUCCAGAACUCAAUCAGAAUUGGAACCAGCUCUAAAAGAAACUAUGGACAGUGCUUGGGAAGAAAUUGAUAGAGGUGAACUUUAUGUAUUCACAGCAAAAGGUGUAAAAUCUAGUAGCAAAAUAGCAGCUUUUGAUAUGGAUGGAACAUUAAUAAAGACAAAGUCUGGAAAAGUGUAUCCUGUUGAUACUAAUGAUUGGCAAAUUGCUUUUCCCCCAGUAGUAAAAAAGUUGCCAGAAAAAUUAAAAGAAGGGUACAAGUUAGUAAUAUUUAGUAAUCAAUCACCAAUUGGUAGUGGAAGAGUUAAAAUUGAUGAUUUUAAGAAAAAAAUAGAAGGGUUGGUUGAGAGGUUAAAUGUUCCAGUACAAGUGUUUUUGGCAGCUGGUAAAGGAUUUUAUAGAAAGCCAGCACCAGGCAUGUGGAAACUACUUGUAGAAAAGAAAAAUGAUAAUAUACCAAUAGAUAUGCAUAAUAGUUUCUUCUGUGGUGAUGCAGCUGGAAGAGUUGCAAAUUGGGCACCGGGGCGGAAGAAAGACCAUUCAAUGGCUGAUAUCCUCUUUGCUGAUAACCUUGGACUGACAUUCUACACACCAGAACAGUUCUUUUUAGGGCAUUCUAUAUCAAAUGUACCAAUGAGCAAGCCUGAGUUUAUACCUAAAGAUAUUAAAUCUGAACCUUUCAAUGAAGCAUUAAUUAUUAGUGAAAAAGAGCUUUUAGUGCUAGUUGGUUUUCCUGGAAGUGGCAAGUCUUUUAUUGCAAAACAAAUUGAGAAAAAAACUGGUAACAAAUAUGUAACUGUGUGUAGAGAUGUUAUUGGUACUUGGCAAAAAUGUGCAGCUGAAGCGACUAAGUUAUUGCAGCAAGGUAAAAGUGUGAUAGUGGACAGUACAAAUCCAGAUAAAGAAUCACGAGCGCGCUGGACGUCACUUGCUAAAAACAUGAAGGUACAGUGCCGGUGUGUUAGAAUGAUGACCACGAAGGCCCACGCACUACACAAUAACAAGUUUAGAGAAAUCAUGAAGACGAAGCAUUUACAAGUUAACGAUAUAAUUUUCAAUACAUACAAGAAUAAAUUCGUAGAGCCAAGUGUUAAUGAGGGAUUCAAAGAAGUGAUAGAAGUAAAAUUUAGCCCCUGUUUUGAAAAUAAAGAAGCUGAAAAUAUUUAUAAACUGUAUUUAUUGGAAAAA
Messenger RNA from Brenthis ino (lesser marbled fritillary), 1572 nucleotides. The record is from the annotation of a GenBank genome assembly. Lineage: Eukaryota; Metazoa; Arthropoda; Insecta; Lepidoptera; Nymphalidae.